This is a messenger RNA of Hibiscus syriacus, 1861 nucleotides long. RefSeq lists its product as uncharacterized. The coding region runs from base 231 to 1667 and encodes 478 amino acids. Gene Ontology annotation, biological process: SNARE complex assembly. The transcript is spliced from 13 exons. Lineage: Eukaryota; Viridiplantae; Streptophyta; Magnoliopsida; Malvales; Malvaceae. Gene Ontology annotation, molecular function: SNARE binding. The record is from RefSeq and is a predicted model, not a curated record. Gene Ontology annotation, cellular component: endosome; lytic vacuole.
UCUUCCGUCCAUUACGUCUCUCAGCUGAGCCUCAUUACGCUUUUCUUUCAAACAUAAUAAAAAAAGGGGGGCGAGAGAGAGAAAAUUCUUCUACUUUUGUUCUGCAAUACUAGAUUUUCUUGUCAACCAAACACGAAAUAUUCCUUUACGUUUUAAUUUUCUUCUUAGUGAUUUAGAUUUUCGAUUCCUUUGAUGAAUAAAGGGAAGAUUUUAAUUAGAUUGUUGUGACGAUGUCAAAAAAAGCAACCAGCUGCGCUAUUUGCGACAAUUCAAAUCGCGCUUCCAUUUGCGUCUUUUGCGUCAAUUACAGAUUAAAUGAAUAUAAUUCUUUGUUAAAAUCAUUAAAAAGCCGUCGUGAUUUCUUAUAUUCAAAACUAACCGAAGUGCUUGCCGCAAAGGGGAAAACUGAUGAUCAGCUGAAUUGGAAAAUUCGUCAAAACGAGAAACUAACUUACUUGAAAGAGAAGCAUCUUCGCAGUAAAGAACAAUUAGCGCUAGGGAAGACUAAGAUUGAGAGAAUGUCUCAUGACUUAAAGGUUAAUUAUGGAGUGCUUGAUUCUGCUCGAGCCACGCUGGAGAAAAAUCGUUUAGAACAGAUUGAGAAGUUCUAUCCCAAUCUUAUUUGCACACAAAGCUUGGGGCAUAUGGCAAUUACCUCGGAAUGUCUACAUAAGCAGUCUGUGGCCAUAAAACAAAUAUGCAAAUUGUUUCCGCAACGCCGGGUAAAUUUAGAGGGGGGAAGAAAAGACGGAUCCAGGGGUCAGUAUGACCUUAUUUGCAAUGCUCGCUUACCUAGAGGGCUUGAUCCCCAUUCUGUUCUAUCAGAGGAGCUUGCUGCCUCAUUAGGGUAUAUGGUGCAACUUCUGAAUCUUGUUGUUCAUAACUUGGCUGUUCCUGCACUUCAUAACUCAGGUUUUGCGGGGUCUUGCUCACGAAUAUGGCAACGAGAUUCUUAUUGGGAUGCACGCCCUUCUUCUCGAAGCAACGAGUAUCCACUUUUUAUACCUCGCCAAAAUUAUUGCUCUGCUGGUGGGGAUAUUUCAUGGACAGAUAGAAGCUCUAGUAAUUUUGGUGUUGCUUCAAUUGAUUCUGAGAGAAAAUUCCAUCUGGAUUCAUCUGAAAGUAGUAGCUUCAAUCAUUCUUCUGCUUCUGCUCACACUGCUGAAACACACAAGGACUUGCAGAAAGGGAUAUCUCUUCUGAAGAAAAGUGUGGCAUGCAUAACCGCUUACUGCUACAACUCACUCUGUUUAGAUAUUCCUGCUGAGGCAUCUACCUUUGAAGCAUUUUCUAAAUUAUUGGCCACAUUAUCUUCAACCAAGGAAGUUCGAUCAGUAUUUUCGUUGCAAAUGGCCUGUGCGAGGUCAGGCAAGCAAGUUCAACAGCCUUACAAAUCUGUAUGGAAUGUGAAUUCUGCAAUGUCGUCAUGCGCAUUAUUGGAGAGUGCACACAUGCUUCCUUUGAUGAAAAAUUUCUCUGAUAAUAACCUUGGCAGUUCAGCUCCCAGUUUUCUUUUUGCUACUGAGAUGUCUGAUGCUAGGAAGAAUGAAAACCCAAUUGAUGAAUGGGAUCUUGUGGAACAUCCAACAUUUCCCCCUCCACCAUCGGAAACUGAGGAUGUCAAGCAUUGGACUCGAGCCAUGUUCAUUGAUGCCACAAAGCGAUGACCAGUUCAUGUGUUAAUAACAAAUUUCUGAGAUGGAGGAUUGGCGACGGACAUCUAAUGCAUGGCCUUGACUUGUCUGACAUGUAAAUAGAAAUGAUUUGUCAUUCAUAUCGUGUAUAUAAUUUUAUUUAUUCAUUUAUUUCAUUUACUCAUAAGUUGUUUGAGUAGGGGUAAAAAUUAACCGAGCAUAAACUA